AUCCAAAUCGUUCCUGCAGAAUAUAGAAUUCAAGAGCAACAUGGGCUCCGCUACUGUUUUAGGAUUUGCGUUACUGGUAUCACUGUGCAACGCUGGGGUGGUGAAGCGUUCCGGAACUUGCUCCCCGCUAGAUCUUCAAGGGUGUACGCAACAUCUCAUUGAUUUUGCCCAAAGUAAAGGACUAUCCUUGGAAGCGAUGUCUGGCAAGUAUACGCCCUCAGCUCAAGACCUGAAAGAAAUCUGCAACAUUUACCCGAGGGUUAUUGAAUGCAUCGAAGAGGUAGCGAGCAGAGAUUCGUGCGAUCCGCAAGUUGCUAGGCUUUUCAGAGGGACGGCAGAGAGCUUGCAAUCCAGUGUUAAUGCAUCAUGUGGGCUGCUAGAGAGAAACUUGACCCUCCCAAAUCAGGAAUGUAUGCAAAGAUAUACAAUGGCUGCCGAACGAAGGUGUAAACCAAAGACUGAAUUUUUAGGAAUGAUGAUAGGGAAGGCAAUGGCGGGUACUGCGACAGAGUCUGCCGUUUGUUCGUAA
Molecule: messenger RNA, 529 nt
Organism: Lingula anatina
Lineage: Eukaryota; Metazoa; Brachiopoda; Lingulata; Lingulida; Lingulidae
Source: RefSeq, a predicted model, not a curated record